This is a messenger RNA of Rhipicephalus microplus (southern cattle tick), 1516 nucleotides long. RefSeq names its product AP-4 complex subunit epsilon-1. The record is from RefSeq and is a predicted model, not a curated record. NCBI's taxonomy places the organism in Eukaryota, Metazoa, Arthropoda, Arachnida, Ixodida, Ixodidae. Gene Ontology annotation, cellular component: membrane coat. Gene Ontology annotation, biological process: intracellular protein transport; vesicle-mediated transport.
CAACAAUGUCAGCGUCCUACGGGAGUAGAGCACGUAGAGUUGCUUGUAAGUUGCUGGCAUGAUUGCUGGUGUUAGUGGGUAGCGUAAUAAUGCACGAAUAAAACAUAAUGUCUAAAAUUGUCGAAAAGACAGUGAAUUCUCUUCAGGCUUACGUUAGUCGAAACAUUCUGAGGGGAGAGUUUCUUCUUCAAGACUUCACGUUAGAAAUCGCCUCUGCUGCAUCGAAAGAGGAUGAAAACGAGAUCAUCGCCAGAAAGCUGUCGGCUUUGGAGCAAGACAUGAAAGACUGCUUGAAAGUGGAACGUAUUGAGGAGUACCUUCUUCAGGCCAUGUACCUGGAAAUGCUGGGAUAUCCGACUCCAUUUGCGUAUGUUCAUGCCGUCAAGCUUCUACAGCAAGGACAACUUAGCCAAAAGCUUAUAGGUUAUCUGGCAACGACUGUAUUUUUAGAUCCUAGUCACGAACUAGUUGUACUGCUAAUCAACAGCAUUCAGAGGGACCUGACAAGCAAAGUUUCCCUUGUCGUUGUCAUGGCGCUUGAAAUCAUACCAAGGCUUAUUCACGGUGAGUUUGCCGUGGCUGUCCAACCACUCGUAAUUGAGAAGACGGGACAUUAUAGCUCUGCUGUGCGCAAGGCGGCACUUGUAGCACUUCAGCAUUGUUACUCCCAGUGUGGUUCCACACAGAUUUCAUUGGCUCAUGUGCGGAUCUUGGAAAAAGGACUAGCUGACCCUGAAGUAAAUGUGGUGUCAUCGGCAGCUCAAUGUAUUCGAGUGUGCGCCAAGGACAGUGGGGCUGAAAUCGAUCAUCUGUGUGCUCCUUUGCUGGAUGUGCUAAGCCAACUCAGGUUGAAGAGGGUGAACAGUGAUUACGAGUUUGGAGGGAUCUCGGCGCCAUGGCUCCAACUGACGCUUCUCGGAGCCUUAGGUCAUCUACAACUUGACGCAGAGCAAACGAAGAAUGUACUAAGCACACUGAAGGAUAUAUUGGAUUCGAAAAUCGUUAACCAGACCAUCUAUUAUGCCAUACUUUGGGAGUCCUUGAACACGCUUUCCAAAGUCCUUACAACUGGCAGCGCUCUUCAGAAGAGUGCGAUCAACUGCAUUGCCAAAAUGCUUCACUCAAACAGCACUGAUCUGAAUUACGCAGGUGUCGAUGCACUAGAACGAGUCCUUGCCAAGUGUUGUCCUUCAGAAGCGAUCACGUGUCAAGACGUCAUCAUCGACUGUCUUCACCACCCUGAUGAAAGUGUCCGGAUCAAGACACUCAACCUCCUCAUCACUAUGGCCAAUGCCACCAACGUAGCGGCCAUUGUGAAUCGCGUUAUGAAGUAUGCCUCGACGUCCGUGGAUUGCACGGUUCGGUCAGUUCGUAUGUGAAAAGAUCGUUCAUCUGCUGAAGCUAUAUUUGGACGACAUCAGGUGGUGUGCGACAACCUUCGUUAAUCUGCUACUCAUUGCCCCCAGUCACAUAACAGAAGCGACAGUUCUCGACUUCAUUAAUAUAUUUAAAAAAG